AUGGCCGCCAUCAACUGGCGAACGAUCAACAUCGAUGCGCUCGACCCCGAGGCAUCCACUAACUUCGACCUCGCCUCCCUAUCCCCUCCCGUCGCGCAAGUCUCCGCCUCCGACGUCCAGAACCUGGCAGGGCAGAUUAGGCAGCUGUUACGGGGCGGGGACACCGAGGGUGCGUUACGGGGGGCGUUGGAGAGUGCGCCAUAUGGGUCGGAUGAACGAGGCAAGGAGCUGCAUCUUGCUACUGUGAUCGAGAUCCUCCAGUCAAUCCGACAAUCGGACAUGACGCCCCUUCUACAACGGAUAUACCAGUCACCCGGUGGCUCCGAACUGCUCGAUGUGCUCAUGAAAUACCUAUACAGAGGAAUGGCCCAAGCAACCCCCUUAGGAUCCAAAACCGAUUCGCCGCAGCCCACGGGUUUCUCACAAAUUUCCGGACGCGGGACCGCCGAGGGCGGUGGGCAGGCGAUGAGCGUGCUGCUCAGCUGGCAUGAGAAGACCGUGGAGAUUGCCGGGCAGGGGAGCAUCGUGCGCGUCAUGACGGACCGGAGGACGGUGUAG
This is a messenger RNA of Eremomyces bilateralis CBS 781.70, 558 nucleotides long. RefSeq names its product Arp2/3 complex 16 kDa subunit ARPC5. Bases 1 to 558 code for a protein of 185 amino acids. The record is from RefSeq and is a predicted model, not a curated record. NCBI's taxonomy places the organism in Eukaryota, Fungi, Ascomycota, Dothideomycetes, Eremomycetales, Eremomycetaceae. The transcript is spliced from 3 exons. Gene Ontology annotation, molecular function: actin filament binding. Gene Ontology annotation, cellular component: Arp2/3 protein complex; actin cytoskeleton; cytoplasm. Gene Ontology annotation, biological process: Arp2/3 complex-mediated actin nucleation; regulation of actin filament polymerization.